Molecule: messenger RNA, 1354 nt
Organism: Galeopterus variegatus (Sunda flying lemur)
Lineage: Eukaryota; Metazoa; Chordata; Mammalia; Dermoptera; Cynocephalidae
Gene: ADAM12
Product: ADAM metallopeptidase domain 12
Exons: 12
Biological process (GO): proteolysis
Molecular function (GO): metalloendopeptidase activity
Source: RefSeq, a predicted model, not a curated record
AUGAGAGGUCUCAUUGCCAGCGGUUUCACAGAAACCCACUAUCUGCAAGACGGUACCGAUGUCUCCCUCACUCGAAAUUACACGGGUCAUUGUUACUACCACGGACAUGUGCAAGGAUAUCCUGAUUCGAUGGUCAGUGUCAGCACUUGUUCUGGUCUCAGGGGACUUAUCAUGUUUGAAAAUAAAACCUACGUCUUAGAACCCAUGAAAAAUGCAACUAAUAGAUACAAACUCUACGCAGCGACAAACCUGAAAAGCGUCUGGGGACUGUGUGGAUCGCACCAUAACACAUCGGGCCUCGCCGCAGAAAACAUGCUCGCACCGUCCUUUCAGACGCCGGCAAGAAGGCAUAAAAGAGAGACCCUCAAGAUGACCAAGUACGUGGAGCUGGUUAUUGUGGCAGACAACCGAGAGUUUCAGAGGCAAGGAAAAGAUCUGGAAAAAGUUAAGCAGCGAUUAAUAGAGAUUGCUAAUCACGUUGACAAGUUUUACAGGCCACUGAACAUUCGGAUAGUGUUGGUAGGCGUGGAAGUGUGGAAUGACAUUGACAAAUGCUCUAUAAGUCAGGACCCCUUCGCCAGCCUCCAUGAAUUUCUGGACUGGAGGAAGAUGAAGCUUCUACCUCGCAAAUCCCAUGACAAUGCACAGCUUAUCAGUGGGGUUUACUUCCAAGGGACCACCAUCGGCAUGGCACCCAUCAUGAGCAUGUGUACGGCAGAACAGUCCGGAGGGGUUGUCAUGGACCAUUCAGACAGCCCCCUUGGUGCGGCAGUGACCCUGGCACAUGAGCUGGGCCACAAUUUCGGGAUGAACCAUGACACACUGGAGCGGGGUUGUAGCUGUAAAACGGCUGCUGAGAAAGGAGGCUGCAUCAUGAACCCUUCGACCGGGUACCCGUUUCCCAUGGUGUUCAGCAGCUGCAGCAGGAAGGACCUGGAGACCAGCCUGGAGAAGGGAAUGGGGAUGUGCCUCUUUAACCUGCCGGAACUCAAGCAGUCUUUCGGGGGCCAGAAGUGCGGGAACGGAUACGUUGAAGAAGGAGAGGAGUGUGACUGUGGGGAGCCGGAGGAAUGCAUGAAUCGCUGCUGCAAUGCCACCACCUGCACCCUGAAGCCGGAUGCCGUGUGCGCUCACGGGCUGUGCUGUGAGGACUGUCGGCUGAAGCCUGCAGGAACUGCGUGCAGAGGCUCCAGCAACUCCUGCGACCUCCCAGAGUUCUGCACAGGGGCCAGUCCUCACUGCCCAGCCAAUGUGUACCUGCACGAUGGGCACCCGUGUCAGGGGGUGGAUGGCUACUGCUACAAUGGCAUCUGUCAGACCCACGAGCAACAGUGCAUCACGCUCUGGGGACCAG